AUGGCAUCCCCAAAGAGACUGCAGGGUCUCACAGCAGCUACAAUCACUCCAAUGACUCCAGAUGGAGAAAUUAACCUCUCUGUGAUUGGGCAAUAUGUGGAUUAUCUUGUAAAAGAGCAGGGUGUGAAGAACAUUUUUGUGAAUGGCACAACAGGAGAAGGGCUGUCACUGAGCACCCAGGAGAGGAAGCAGCUGGCAGAGGAGUGGGUGACCAAAGGGAAAAACAAGUUGGAUCAUGUGAUCAUUCACGUGGGAGCAUUAAGUCUACCAGAGGCAAAGGAACUGGCCAAACAUGCAGCUGCAAUAGGAGCCAGUGGUAUCGCUGGGAUCGCCCCUUUUUUUUUCAAACCUACAAACAAAGAUACAUUGGUUGCUUUCUUACGGGAAGUUGCAUCUGAAGCCCCUGGCAUUCCAUUUUAUUACUAUCACAUUCCUCCUUUAACAGGUGUAAAGAUUCGUGUUGAGGAGCUGCUGGAUGGUAUAAAAGAACAGAUCCCCACCUUCCAGGGGGUGAAGUUCAGUGACACAGACCUCUUGGACUUCGCACAGUGUGUGAAGAACAACAAAGAGCAAUUUGUGCUACUCUAUGGGGUGGAUGAGCAUCUGCUGAGUGCGCUGGCAAUAGGAGCAUCUGGGGCAGUUGGAAGCACAUACAACUACCUGGGCAAAAAAAACAACUUGAUGUUGGAGGCUUUUGCAAAGCAAGACCUUGCAUUAGCACAGCGGUAUCAGUUCUGUACUGGAGAAUUUCUCAGCUUUGUAUUCAAACUAGGUUUUGGUGUUGCACAAACUAAAGCAGUCAUGACUUUUACCUCAGGGAUUCCAAUGGGUCCCCCACGGCUUCCGCUCCUGAGUGCCUCUGUGGAUUUUAUUGAGAAAGCAAAAGCUAAAAUGGAGAGCCUGAUUGUGUGACUGUCCCAGCAGUUGAUCUGAUAUUAAUGUGGAUCUGGAGGUUUGGGGCCUCUGCUUUUGUGAUUCAUCACUCAAAGGGUUCUCCUUGGGGAACACACUGACUCAAUGAGAUUUCCAUCAGUGAAUUUGUAAUAAGUGGUUUCCUAACAGGGAUGGCCUUGUUAGCCUAUGUCUUGCUUUCUUUCCUUUAGUAUUACCCAAAGGGGGAACCUUUAUAAUACAGGUGAAUUCUGUUUAUCUGAAUGGCCUGGAGGACAUCCGAGACCUUUGGAUAACCAGGUGUUCAGAUAAAUGGAAGUGCUAUUUUUAGCUGCAGUUUCACAGGUCUGGUCUACACUUCAAAUUGAGGUCAGCCUAGCUACGUUGUUAAGAUGCCCUAACCUUUCUGGUAGAUGUGGCAAGGUCAAUGGAAGAAUUCUUCUGUUGACCUAGCUACUACCUCCCGGAGAGGUGGAUUACGCCUAUUGAGGGGAAACCCCCUUCUGUCGCUGUAGGAAACGUCUACGCUAUGGUGCUCCAGCGGCACAGUUCCAGUGCCAUAUCAGUGCCGCUUGAGUGGCUGUAGUGUAGACAAAGCCACUGUUUCAUACUGCAGUGAUGCCAGUCCCAGAGGGAGGAGGGGAGAAAAGUAUCUGGUAUCACUGCGGAAUGAAAGGGCGGGGAGAGGGAAGGCAAAGAGGAGGAUGGGAGAGAGAAAAGAAAGGAGGUAGAGGGGAAGGAGCCGCAGGAGACAGGAGCCUUCUUGACAGCCCAGGAUUCCACAAGCACCAGUACAAAUACUGUAGUGAGGGGUACAGCUGCCUGGCUCCCUCCCCCACAGCUGUCAGUGCUAGAACCAAGGAGGUUCUUGUCUCCUGCAGCUAUUCCCCCUCUCUUAACUACAUUUUGGAUCCCCAAGAGUGUGAUCUGAAAGAACAGUGUAUUCCCCCAUGC
Messenger RNA from Terrapene triunguis (Three-toed box turtle), 1845 nucleotides. Its product is annotated as N-acetylneuraminate lyase-like. Gene Ontology annotation, biological process: N-acetylneuraminate catabolic process. Gene Ontology annotation, molecular function: N-acetylneuraminate lyase activity; 4-hydroxy-tetrahydrodipicolinate synthase activity. Lineage: Eukaryota; Metazoa; Chordata; Testudines; Emydidae. The transcript is spliced from 11 exons. The coding region runs from base 1 to 912 and encodes 303 amino acids. The record is from RefSeq and is a predicted model, not a curated record.